AUGACGACCAAAUACACCGAUGCGGCGUGGCCGCCAUUUACACUGCCCACCGUGGACCUGAUCGCGGGCUCGCUGGCGGGAGGCGCCCAAGUCAUGGUGGGGCAACCGCUGGACACGGUCAAAGUGCGUUCGCAGAUUGCGGCGCCGGGGACGUAUCGGGGGCCGAUGGAGGUGCUUACACGCACCGUGUCGACCGAGGGUGUGCUGGCGCUGUACAAGGGUAUGGCGUCUCCGCUGCUGGGGAUUGCGGCGCAGAACGCACUGCUGUUUACGGCGUUUCAGGCAGCGAAGCGCGUGAUUUCGCCCGAGACGCAGCGGCUGUCGACGGGGCAGAUCGCGGCGGCGGGUGCGGUUGCAGGCGGGGUCAACUCGGUUCUCUCGAGCCCUGUCGAGCUGUUCAAGAUCCGCAUGCAGGCGCAGAUCACUUCGGCGCGGGGAGGGGGGGACAAGCCGCAGAAGCUGAGCGCAGUCGCACGCCAGGUGUAUACCAACUACGGUCUGCGCCGCGGCGUGAUGCGCGGCUUCUGGGUAACCGUCCUGCGCGAAGUGCCGGCCUAUGCUGGCUUCUACACCGGCUUCGAGCUCGCCAAAUCCGCCUUCCGCACCUACCUGCCCUCAAACUCAACACAGGGCGCAACCACACUCCCCGUCUGGGCGCUCAUGCUCAGCGGCUCCUGCGGCGGCAUCUGCAACUGGCUUGCCUGCUACCCCCUCGACGUCCUCAAAAGCCGCAUCCAACUCACCGACUCCCCACUCCCCAAAGGCUUCGGUGGCCCCCUCCUGUUCAAGUACAUCUCCCAACACGCCCAACAGAUCUACACCUCCGAGGGCGCAAGAGCCUUCUGGGUCGGCUUGACCCCCACUCUCCUCCGCGCCGUCCCCGCCGCUGCCGCCACAUUUACCACAUUUGAACUGGUCAAGAAUGCCCUCGAGCAGCCGUAG
Sporisorium graminicola is the source of this 942-nucleotide messenger RNA. RefSeq lists its product as uncharacterized. The transcript has a single exon. Gene Ontology annotation, molecular function: L-ornithine transmembrane transporter activity. Lineage: Eukaryota; Fungi; Basidiomycota; Ustilaginomycetes; Ustilaginales; Ustilaginaceae. Bases 1 to 942 code for a protein of 313 amino acids. Gene Ontology annotation, biological process: mitochondrial L-ornithine transmembrane transport. The record is from RefSeq and is a predicted model, not a curated record.